This is a messenger RNA of Capsicum annuum, 1950 nucleotides long. Its product is annotated as glycosyltransferase BC10. Gene Ontology annotation, molecular function: glycosyltransferase activity. The record is from RefSeq and is a predicted model, not a curated record. The transcript is spliced from 11 exons. Lineage: Eukaryota; Viridiplantae; Streptophyta; Magnoliopsida; Solanales; Solanaceae. Gene Ontology annotation, cellular component: membrane. The coding region runs from base 446 to 1627 and encodes 393 amino acids.
UACGUCUAUUUAUGCAAUAAAUACAAUUUCAAGGCAAGUGAAUGUUAAAGGGUUAUGAAUUAUGCGAAGAAUAAAUAAUUAAAGGCAUCUUUAUGAUUUCUUAAUGUGUAUAAAAGAAGAAAAUGGACAAACAAGGAAAGCUAAAUCUUUUUAAGUUUUUAAUCACCUGUGGCAGACAAGAGAAUUGGAGAAUUCUAGGCCAUGAAGCGCCGGAGUAUCUAAUAAUCUAGAACAAGGCUUAUACAGUUCGAAAGUUAGAAGGUUCGCCGAAACGACAUCGUUAGCUUCUUCUCCUUCCAUUGUUUUUGAUAAAUUCAGUUGUGCACGAAACCAACACUACAAAAGCCAAAGCACCACCAAGCAUUCGCUGUCGUCUCUCAAAUGCUUCAACCGCCACCUCUUCAAUGAGGAGAAGGAAGAAGAGGAGGAAAGAGAAUUCAAACCUAUGAAGAAGAAGUCGGCGGCGGCGAUAGCGAUGGCGAGGACCGCCGGAAUGUCUGUGAAAAAUGUGUUGUGGUUGUGGUGGAAGCUGGUGGUUCUAGUUUCUCUUACUCUGUGUGUAUUGGCUUUUCUCAAGCUACAGAGCUACUCUCUUUCCGAUUCCGAACUUCCGUCUUCUUUUUCUACUUCUUCAAUUUCUCGUAGAUCUCGACCUCUUGAUUAUAGUGGCAAUCCUAAAGUUGCUUUCCUCUUUCUUGUUCGUCGUAAUUUGCCUCUCGAUUUCCUUUGGGGAAGUUUCUUCGAGAAUGCUGACACUGGUAAUUUUUCCGUAUAUGUACAUUCGGAGCCUGGUUUUGUGUUUGAUGAGUCUACCACAAGAUCGAGUUUCUUUUAUGAUCGGCAAUUAACAAAUAGCAUCAAGGUAGCUUGGGGAGAAUCAAGUAUGAUCCAAGCAGAGAAGUUAUUACUUGGCUCAGCACUUGAUGAUCCAGCAAAUCAAAGAUUUGUUCUCCUGUCAGACAGCUGUGUCCCACUGUACAAUUUUAGCUUCAUAUACAACUACUUGAUGGCUACUCCGAGGAGCUUUGUGGACAGUUUUCUUGAUAAAAAGGAUGGCCGCUACAACCCAAAGAUGUCACCCUAUAUACCCAUGAGCAAAUGGCGGAAAGGGUCACAGUGGAUCACUUUAAUCAGGAAGCACGCGGAAGUGGUGGCAGAUGAUGAUGCUGUGUUUUCAGUCUUCAAGAUGUUCUGCAAGAGACGUCCACCAUUGGAACCGAGCAAGGGGAAAAAGAAUAUGAAACUUCAAAAGCAGCACAACUGCAUUCCAGAUGAACACUAUGUGCAAACAUUGUUGGCGAUGCAUGAUUUUGAAGGAGAACUUGAACGUAGAACGAUAACCUAUACAGAGUGGAAUGAAUCUGUGACAAAUAUGGAGAAAAAGGGUUGGCAUCCCAUUACAUUUAGCUAUGCUGAUGCUGGGCCUGUACAGAUCAAGAGAAUAAAGGAUAUCCGCAAUGUUUACUACGAAAGCGAGUACAGAACAGAGUGGUGUCGGAAUAAUUCUACUUUGGUCCCCUGUUUUCUUUUUGCAAGGAAAUUCUCACGAGGGGCUGCAAUGCGCCUCUUGAGUGAAGGAGUAGUUUCUCAGUUUGACGCUGCCUCUAUAAUGAACUCAACACCAUGAUUUUUAAUCAGCCCCUUUCUAAUAGUUUUUUCUGUCAUAUACUUCCAUGAGGGGAUAAGUGGCCGUUGAUAGAAUUACAACGAGAGUGUGUAACAACACCUCUAGCUUUACUGAUUUAGGAAAUAUACAGGUGGAAGCUGAUCGUAGUAUGGUUCAUAUAACACUUAGUACUGUAGAUAUUAAGAAAAUCACAUUACACUGUACGGUUAUGUUUCUUAAAAUGAUAGGAAUUCUUUUUAUUUCUAUUUUGUUCAGUACAUAGUGCAUUAUAUUUCAAAUUUGGAACAGCAAUGAUUGUUGAUUUCUAUUUCCAGCUUCCAAAA